AGGUCAGACCAGGUCCAGAUGUUGUUCUGGUUUUUCUUGAUACAUAAUGUAACAUAAACAUGGUAGAAUCUCCCAUGAUGCUCAGCGAGGGUUGUUCUGCUCAUGUGUGACGUAUGACCACUUCCUGUUUAUAACAGUAACACUAAAAAUAACAACACAAUAAAAGCAUGUAUUUAAUUAAAUAUAAGACCUUAAAGUCUCUGAACCUGCUGUGUGUGUGUGUGUGUGUGUGUGUGUAUAAAUACAGAGGUCAAAUAACUGCAAAACAAAUUCUAGCUGCAUCAUCAUUUAAUCUCCGAGGGGGUGGGGACAGUGACAUCACUGACUCUACCCUGAGGAGGAGGAGUCCAUUUCAAUUCCUCAGCUUCAGCUACAGUGAAGCAUGCUGGGAAAUAUCAAUCCCCCCUCCUCAUUCUCCUCAUCGCUGCAGCAACAGAACAAGAGAGAGAAGAGCUGCAGCUCCGCCCCCUCACCCCUCCCCCUCCCUCUGAGCUCAGCAUCACUGUUGAUCAGAAAUCGAGCAGAGAAGAGGAGGCUGCACUUCAUCCUCCCUCCUCUCUCUCUCUCUCCCGCUCUCUCUCUCCGUCUCUUUUCCUCUUCCUCUCUCUCGUCUCCCUCUCUCUCUCUCUUUUCCUCUUCCUCCCUCUCUCUCUCUCUCUGUCUCUUUUCCUCUUCCUCUCUCCCUGUCUCCCUCUCUCUGUAUCUCUUUUCCUCUUCCUCCUCAUCUCCCUAUAUUUUCCUCUCUCUCUCUGUUUCUCUGGGCGCUGGAGCAGAGAUGUCGGUUCCGUCGUCGUCGUCACGGCGACAGUCAUGUUAUUUGUGUGAUCUUCCUCGGAUGCCCUGGGCUGUGAUCUGGGACUUCACAGAGCCCGUGUGUCGUGGCUGUGUUAACUACGAGGGAGUGGACCGGGUGGAGCUGGUCAUUGAGACGGCCCGGCACCAGAAGCACGCUCAGGGUUUUCAGGACUGCCGGUCCUCGGACAGUGCAGCGCCACAGCAGCAAGUGGUGACAAAGAAUGCGAAGGAGUCGCUGGGACUGAACCACAUCCACCACCGCACUGAUGCACUGGUCAAGUCUCAGCAGUCCAGUUUGGACCGUUACUCGGACUGCCGGCCUCCGUUUGAUUUCAGCUGCAGCAGCAGGAUGAUUAACGUACUUGGAGGACCCACCGGGUUCAAACCAGAUGAGGAACCGCCAGAACUGAACCGCCAGAGUCCCAACUCAAGGAGCAGCAGCCACGGGGGACCCGUUCAUGUUCCGCCAAACUUGCUUCCCCAGACCCUGCUGAACAGAACCACUCCACAGAGCCCAGUACCUGGACAGGUGACACUGCCUGAGCCAACAGGAAAUCGUCCGGCCUCUGUGUCAAGUACGGACCAGGAGCGAGAGCUGAAGGAGAAGCAACGGAACACCGAGGCUCUGGCUGAGCUGAGCGAGAGCCUCCAGAACCGGCACGAGGACUGGAGCAGCAGGCCCAAGGUGGUACGGGACAUGCUGGUCACUCUGUCCAGCUGCACCCCAUUUGACGUCCGCUUUAAGAAAGACCACGGGCUAGUGGGCCGGGUGUGCGCCUUUGACGCUGUGUCAAAACCAGGGAUGGAUUAUGAGCUGAAAAUCUUUAUCGAGUACCCAAGUGGUUCUGGGAAUGUGUUCUCCAGCGCCUCAGGUGUGGCAAAGCAGAUGUACCAGGACUGCAUGAAGGACUUUGGCCGAAGUUUGUCAUCAGGGUUCAAGUACCUGGAGUAUGAGAGGAAGUACGGCUCUGGGGACUGGCAUCUGCUUGGGGAUUUGUUACCAGAGUCUCUGCGGGUCUUUAAGGAGGAUUUGGGUGGAGACAUGCUGCCGCAGUCGCACAUCGAUGACAGUUUCCCGCCCCUGCCCACCUCCCUGGUUCUCUCGGGCCGAGCUCUGGCUUCAGGCUUUGUGAACAACAGCUCCAGAGUUGCGGCGAGGAAGAGGAAGGCGUCUCCGGAGCUGGACUCGGAGGGUGUGCUGAAACUGGGGGAGGAGCAGCAGAGGCAUCAGUGGGUCAGUAGCCAGACUGAGGCCGUGAAGCUCUCCAUGGGGGCGGGCUCCUUCACCGGGGCUCCUCCCACACUUGGUCGAACCACACCCCCGGAGCCCACUGCCACGUCCCCGAUGGGCGCAGUCCCGACGGUCACUGAUACACUCGGGAAUGUGCACUCGUCCAACAAGGACAGAGACUCUGUGCACUCCACCACCAGACUCAGCAGCAGCAGCAGCAGUCCACUGUCCUCCUCCACCAUGUCCAGUCAGAGACACCUGUCCUCCCGCAGCGGAGACCUCGGACUGACCACACCGUCUCAUUCUGCAGGGGGAGUGGACCAGGCUCAUGAACAGAACGUGUCAGACUCUCCAAUGGCAAGCAGCGGACCUCUGUGCUGCACCAUCUGCCAUGAGCGGCUGGAGGACACGCACUUUGUCCAGUGUCCCUCCGUCCACAGCCACAAGUUCUGUUUCCCCUGUUCCAGAGAAAGUAUCAAGAAGCAGGGGGCCACCACUGAGGUUUACUGUCCCAGCGGAGACAAGUGCCCCCUGCUGGGCUCCAACCUGCCCUGGGCCUUCAUGCAGGGGGAGAUCGCCACCAUCCUGGCCGGAGACGUGAAGGUGAAGAAGGAGACAGACCCGUGAGGUCACUGAUGAUGUCACUGGUAUAACCGUGACAUCACCAGCGACCUCACUGGUGACCUCACUGGUGAUGUCAGUGGAUCAGCUUCCUCACUGAUAAUCAGUUAUCGUUGAUAUUUGUGUAAACCUGAUUAAGGUUUUGUUAGAUUGUGACAUAUUUCCAUGAGUAAAACAUAAUUAUUUACAUGUGGAAAGAGUUUAUUGUCUGUAAAGGUUUAUAAAAUAAGUUUUUAUAGCAGAUUUAAAGAUUCAUUUAAAUGUGUAAUAUAUUA
Messenger RNA from Solea solea (common sole), 2922 nucleotides. It is a transcript of the gene irf2bpl, whose product is annotated as interferon regulatory factor 2 binding protein-like. Bases 383 to 2653 code for a protein of 756 amino acids. Gene Ontology annotation, cellular component: nucleus. The record is from RefSeq and is a predicted model, not a curated record. Lineage: Eukaryota; Metazoa; Chordata; Actinopteri; Pleuronectiformes; Soleidae. Gene Ontology annotation, biological process: regulation of transcription by RNA polymerase II. The transcript has a single exon. Gene Ontology annotation, molecular function: transcription corepressor activity.